This is a messenger RNA of Penicillium odoratum, 1419 nucleotides long. RefSeq lists its product as uncharacterized. Gene Ontology annotation, molecular function: amino acid transmembrane transporter activity. Gene Ontology annotation, cellular component: vacuolar membrane. Bases 1 to 1419 code for a protein of 472 amino acids. Lineage: Eukaryota; Fungi; Ascomycota; Eurotiomycetes; Eurotiales; Aspergillaceae. The transcript is spliced from 4 exons. The record is from RefSeq and is a predicted model, not a curated record. Gene Ontology annotation, biological process: amino acid transmembrane transport.
AUGGCGCCCAGAGUUGAUGAGAUCGAUGAGAAGAAACAGGGUGGUUAUGCCCUGGGGACGGAGGUGAAUGAAUCGAACUCGUUUGAAACCAUCAAUGCACUAGUUGCUGAAGAUCAUCAACAUGACAUCAAGCUACGCACCAUGUCCUGGCAAAAAACCGCCGUUCUGCUGGCUGGAGAUCAGGUUUGCUUGGCCAUUAUGGCGCAGUCGUGGUCUCUCAGUGUACUUGGUUGGGUACCCGGCAUCAUCACCAUGGUGCUUGCGGGGAUUCUUUUCUGGCUUACCUCGAUCACGAUGCAUAAGUAUAUCAUGAAGAACCCCCAGAUCAAGGACAUCUGUGACUUCGGAUACUACGUCUUCGGACAGAGCAAAGCCGCCUACGUUUUCUCCGCAUUCAUGCUGCUAGCGAACAAUAUUCUCCUCAUCGGAUUCCAUGUUCUCACUGGUGCUAAGGUCCUGAAUACCUUAUCCGGCCACACCUUGUGCACUGCUGUCUUCUCUGUUAUUACGACCCUGAUGGGUAUUGUCAUGUCGACCCCACGGACUCUGCACCACGUCAGUUUCAUGUCGAUGUUUUCCUCCGCCUGCAUGGGAAUCGCAAUCCUCCUCUUCCUCGUCUUCGCUGGUAUCGAGAAUGCUCCUCUCUAUGGAUACUCUGGCGAUUAUCCAACAGACGGACCCGUGAAAACAUACGCAUUCCCCCUCCCAGGAACAACCUUUGUCAACUGCAUGAAUGCUGUGUUGAACAUCACCUUCCUCUGGGUCCCGCAAAUUCUCUUCCCGUCCUUCAUCGCCGAAAUGGAACGCCCCCAGGACUUCCCCAAAGCACUGGCGGUUCUCGGGGUGAUCUCAGCCAUUCUGUUUAUUGUACCUCCUGCUAUCGGAUUCCGAUACUUGGGUCAAUAUGCCACCGCUCCAGCAUUUGGAAGUCUAGGCGUUAUCUCAUACAAGAAGGCUUCAUUCGGGUUCGUAAUCGUCCCGACACUUAUCAUUGGCGUGAUCUAUGCCAAUGUAACCGCGAAGUUCAUCUACCUCCGCAUCAUGGGAAAGUCCAGACAUGCGCACAGCAACACCGUUAUCGGCUGGGGUGUCUGGGUUCUCGUGAUGGUUGUCAUCUGGCUUAUCGCGUUCGUUUUCUCUGAGGUUGUGCCUAGCAUGGGUGAUUUCCUCUCUCUGCUUGGCGCGGCAUUCGAUUCAUUUUUCGGGUUCAUCUUUUUCGCUGUCGCUUAUUGGCAGCUGAACCGGGGUAAACUGUUUGCAGGCAUUAAACAGACGACUAUGACUUUGAUCAAUGUGUUCGUCAUGGCUGUGGGAUUGUUCUUGUUAGGCCCGGGGCUGUAUGCUGCAGUGGAGGCUAUCAUUACUGAUUAUUCAGGAAGUGUGACGCCUGCUUUCACCUGUGCUAAUAUGGCUAUAUAA